GUCACGCAUUUUUUUUUAUCCUGAAUCACGUUCUCUGUUAAUAAAGACUUCAGACGUGUGUUGUUGUUUUUGUAACAAGUCCACUUGUGUCUUUCCGUGUGGACCUGAUAGUGCAGAUUAUAGUCAUCAAUAUGGUGCCACCUGCCAGCUUUAUUUAUGUAUACAUAUGUCCUUUACUGCGUACAGACAACUGUUUCAACUCUCAAUUUUCUUUCAAGUGCACCAAAGGAAAGACUUAACUUAACUGAACAGAAUAAAUACACCACUGUGCCUGUUUUCCAUCAUAAUAUUGAUAAUAAACUUAAUGUAUGCAGUACAUUGGUUAAAAAUACAGUCACAACGUGCUUUGCAGGACACAAUUGAAAAGGCAAACAAAGUACUUAUAGGCAGACGUUGGCAUUAGACAAUAUAAAACAAAACGGAAUAAAACUUACAGUAGUUUGCGUCCUUGCAUUAAUGCCCUCUUCACUUCAGUUCAUCUUACUGCAAUAAGUAAUAUGAGAAUAAAAAGAUCAGAGGAAUGGUAAUACCAUAAAUGCAUUUUUUUUUUCAAGGUUAAUACUUGAAGUAGGUUUGCCAUCUGUCACACCAGACUUAAAAGAAGAAAGAAAAAAAUAUUACUGAACUGAAAAGUUAAUGAGUUAAAAUUAACGAACAGCUAAAAUAUUUAAAAAGAAAAACAAGCAUUAUUUCUGCUUAUGCUUUGUUGACUGCUGUCCUGAGAUGAAUUGCCCUUAAUUGUGCUUUAAGUGUGAUAUGUUCAUUCUGUCUACUGCAGCCUAGCUAGUGUUGCUGUUGCUGUUUUGUUGUGGAUUUGAUUUUGCAACUCUACAGACAAAUCACUCCACAGUCAGCCUGGGAUUAAUGUGAUCAGCUGAUGAUAAGAGCAUUAAGAUAAGACUGUGGCUGGGUCCUUCCAUGUAACCUUUGAAAUACUUUACACAUUACACAGAUCACAUUAUUGUCCACUCUCCUUCUGUGUUACAUGCAUGAAUUAGCCCUCGUGGAUGUGCUUCCUCACUCUCUGAUAAUUAGAUUGCUGCUUGUUCCGACCAGUCGCUGCUGCAGUUGCUCUGUAAUCCACGCCGAGAUAAAUGUGUACUGCUAAUCUGACCUUCUAUUUCAGGAGCUGACAGCAUAGGUGGAUCCUGUGUGUGGGGGGGGUUUUGUGUGUCCUACACAUGUGGUAGAUGAUCCAGACACGUAGACUGAAGGCAGAUCUGCAGCAAUGCCAGAGUCCUCGCUGGUAUUCUGCCUGCAUCAUUUCUUUUGCCUCCGUCUGCUGGUCUAUAUCUGCAGACACAAGUGUAACCUCAAAUCCUACAGCAUAAUAUAUGAGUCAAGGACAUUCACGGCACCUCUGCUGAAUGUAGAACAUCCCCCUUGAGAGAGUUUUACCAAUCAUCGCUCCAGCUGCACAGAAGCUCCAACAUGUUCAGCUGCUUCUGCACAGAGCACAAUGUGCAGGAGUGUGCAUCACACAUCAGUCAGGAGCUGUUAUCGCUUGGCCUCACACCAGUUUGGACCGAGUUGUCGUGCAGGUCAGAGCUAAAUGUCACGGCUGUGAUAAAUUGCAUGUAUGACCUGAUUCAGCUGCAUCGUCGAAGCAUCCGAACACUGGAAAACUUGGAAGUGGAACAUCACAAGUUGAGCAGCAAUGUGGCCUUUCUUCAGCUCACCAGUACCAGACAAACGGAGCAGCUCGAGGUUUGCAAAAGAGAAAACGCGGGGCUCGUUGAGAAAGAACGGCAGCUUCAGCUGAAAGUGAAAAGUUUGCAGAAUGCUGUGAGAAAUGAAAAGGAAGAGGUGCAUAAACUUCAGAGCAUAAUUGCAAGUCGUGCGAGUCAGUACAACCAUGAGAUGAAGAAGAAGGAAAAAGAAUUUAACAAACUAAAAGAGCAUCUGCAUCAACUUCUGGUCGGUAAAAAGGAGAAGAAACAAGCUAUUGAUGUGUUAAAUAACAUUGGAAGAGCAGAUGGAAAGAGAAGCCUUUGGAAAACUGAAAAGACAGAAGCAAAACAUGAAGGCGAGAUGUACAGAACUCUGCUGAGUGACUACGACGCCCGGCAGAGGGAGCUGGAAGUGGAAAAUGCAGAGAUGAGGAAAGUGUUGCAGCAAAUGAAAAAAGACAUGAUGUCUGUUCUAAGUUCAACCAAAUUGACUGUGACGAAUGAUAAACAAGCAGAUGACGGCGUACAGGCUGACUCGGGCGAGGAAGAGGAAGUGCUUGACUCCAGUAAGGAAAGCGUAGAGCUGCACUGUGUUCAUGCUCGGGAGAAGCUGACUAACAGUAUUCGCCUCCAGUGGAGAAGACUCAAGAAUCAUGUAGAAAGACUGGACAGCCAAGCAUCUUUGGCUCAGGUGGAUGAGAGUAAAACUUUAGCUGUUCCUCGAGAGACUCACGAGGAGGAAAUGAACAGAUUGAAGCUGGAGAUCCAGCAGUGCAAAGACUUUAUCCAAACACAGCAACAGCUGCUGCAGCAGCAGCUCAGCUCUCCAUGUGAUGAGGAGACUGGUUCUUUGUUGAGUGACCGCUACAUGUCCCAGGAGACAGAGCGCCUCAGAGAGGAGUGGAGGACCUUAGAGGAACAGAGAAAGAUCUUUGAGAGGGAGAGAAGGAACUUCACAGAAGCAGCCAUAAGACUGAGUCAUGAGAGGAAGGCCUUUGAGGAGGAUCGUGCGACAUGGCUGAAACACCAGUUUUUAAACUCAAGUCCAUUUGCAGACUCAAAGAAACCUCAGAUGUCAAAGUCUAAAAGUGCCUUUUUAAUAUCAGCUGAAACAGAAGCAAGUGGGACAAUGGAUCCAGAAGAGCUCGUCAAAUGUCCAUCUGACACGACUUCUCCUGCACACGGAUGUUUCCCACUCACAUCACCAUCCACAGCCAUCACGUCACGCACUGUUCCUUAUCCCAGGAAAAAGCUCGAGCAAACCGAAGACAAAGACUACUGAGUGUGAUGAGGAAAUCAAACAUCUUUUGUUGUGGAAAUGUUCCACUUCAACCACAGCAAAGACCACAGUGGCCACACACUCACACAGGAAACAAACAACUUUUUGUUUCAUGCCAUUUUGUCUGGCAAGAUUGUAAAGUGAUGAAAUACUGUAGCAGUCAAACUAGUUAUAUGUGCUCUUGUUUCUUUUUCCAUUGCUUACCUUUUGUUGGUAGAUUUUGUAAUUACUUACAGUAUUUGGACGAUACUAUACAUUUUGCUUUGGGAGUCAUAGCUCAUGUUUAGCAGCAUGAGUGCAGUGCAACAAAACGUUGCUUUCUGGCUGUUUCUGCAGCUAAAAUUUGGUGUACCAUUAACAUAUGCCAUUAAAACCAUAAGUGAACAACAGUAA
Molecule: messenger RNA, 3342 nt
Organism: Solea senegalensis (Senegalese sole)
Lineage: Eukaryota; Metazoa; Chordata; Actinopteri; Pleuronectiformes; Soleidae
Product: afadin- and alpha-actinin-binding protein-like
Exons: 14
Coding region: 1432-2952 (506 amino acids)
Source: RefSeq, a predicted model, not a curated record